Messenger RNA from Rhododendron vialii, 1163 nucleotides. Its product is annotated as OPA3-like protein. Lineage: Eukaryota; Viridiplantae; Streptophyta; Magnoliopsida; Ericales; Ericaceae. Gene Ontology annotation, cellular component: mitochondrion. Bases 367 to 879 code for a protein of 170 amino acids. The transcript has 4 exons. Gene Ontology annotation, biological process: regulation of lipid metabolic process. The record is from RefSeq and is a predicted model, not a curated record.
UUCAUUUUUCACCAAAUCCCAUUUGUCAUCCAACGCAACCCUCAAAAGGGCCUGCUAGUUCCAAGUUCCAAACUUCCAGCCCUCCAUAACCAGAAGAAGGCGAGGGAUUGGUCCAUGAAUUGAAUUGAUCCGAUUCAAUCAGCCUCGUCAACAUUCACACAUGACAUGGAUAAAUAAAUACUACUAAUUCAUAAAAGUGCUUUCUGCCCUUCUUCCUCUUCUUCUUCCCCACGAAAAGCAGCCUCUAAACCAGUCAAACGACCAUCACCUAUAUGAUAGAGAUCGAACAAUCUCCUGUACAAAGUUCAAGAAUUCAAAUAAGCCAGAUCAGAAAUAAACGCUAGGUAGAGAAUUAGAGUAAGAGUGAUGGUCCUCCCUUUCUUGAAGCUUGGCACACUUGUAUUGAAGACUCUAAGCAAACCCAUUGCCGGUCGACUCAAGAAAGAGGCUGGCUUGCACCCCAAGUUCCGCCAGUUGAUCGUCAGCAUGGCUCAGGCAAACCAUAGGCUCACAACAACAAUGCAAAGACGCAUCUAUGGCCAUGCUACUGACGUUGAGAUCCGCCCCCUUAAUGAGGAGAAAGCUGUCCAAGCUGCUGUGGACCUUAUCGGGGAACUCUUCGUCUUCUCGGUUGCAGGAGUUGCUCUUAUUUUCGAGGUGCAAAGAAGUUCCAGAUCAGAAGCUAAAAAGGAGGAACUACGAAAGCAAGAAAUGGAGGGUUUGAGGCUAAGAGAUGAACAGCUAGCGGGAGAGGUAGAGUGUCUUAAGCAAAAACUUGAAGAAAUCGAACAACUUGCUAGGGCACGAGGACUCGCUGGUGUUUUCAACUUCAGACAGGCUCCUGCUGAAGAUUCGAAGUCCGGGAAAAAGCUAGCUUGACGUGAUCACAAGAUUUUAACUGCAAAUAAUGCAUUUGCUGUUGUUUGUGGCAAAAGUAAUAAAUUCAUUCCUGUUGAUCUUAUGAGGCUCUCAACAAAAUAGCUCUUUCUUCUGUCUCAUUGUUUGACUCAUUGUUGUCCUUUGCCCAUUUUGGCCUCAACAGGUCCAUUUUUGCAAAUUGAAUGAAGAAUGCAGAAAUUUGGCAUUUAGGAGAGAAAACUACUUUUUGAUUGUUUUUGCUUUCGUAAAAAUGCAUGAAUGAAAAGAUGUGUGUUUCUUCGAUA